Molecule: messenger RNA, 2723 nt
Organism: Nematolebias whitei (Rio pearlfish)
Lineage: Eukaryota; Metazoa; Chordata; Actinopteri; Cyprinodontiformes; Rivulidae
Product: extended synaptotagmin-2
Exons: 21
Coding region: 141-2723 (860 amino acids)
Biological process (GO): lipid transport
Molecular function (GO): lipid binding
Source: RefSeq, a predicted model, not a curated record
ACGGGUCUCCUUCAGAGCCGAGGAUGAACUGCGGGUUACCAGAGUAAAUCCAGUCGGCAUGCAGCGGGAACAACAGCUGGAGUGAAUUUCAUUUUGUUUUUCGGGGGAGAGCGAAUGUCGCAGUCAGAACCCGACAGGAAAUGACUACCACUAUGGACGGUCCCACGGGGCCAGGUGUGAGAGCGAAUGGACAGGUCCGACCCCCCAGCAGCAGCAGCCCACCGCCAUCGCCGUUGGGCCCACCCAUGUCUUCAGAAGAGCUGAACGAAGAGCAUCAGUCCUCUCUGACGGACGUCACUCAGAUGUGGAUUAAGUUUGCCAAAACCUUCGCCAUCAUAUUCCCCAUCUACAUGAUGGGAUACUUUGAGUUCAGCUUCAGCUGGGUUCUGAUUGGGCUCGCCGCGCUGUUCUACUGGAGGAAGAACUACAGCAGCAAGGACUACAAGAUAAACCGGGCCUUGGCGUACCUGGAGCACGAGGACAAAGUUGCAAAGCAAAGUGUGCAGACAGCGGAGCUGCCGCCGUGGGUCCAUUAUCCAGAUGUGGAGAGAGUGGAGUGGCUCAAUAAGACGGUGAAGCAGAUGUGGCCGUUCAUCUCCCAGUUUGUGGACAAGCUGUUCAGAGAGACCAUCGAGCCGGCCGUGAAGGGUGCCAACCCCCAUCUCAGCACCUUCUGCUUCACCAAGAUCGACAUGGGCGACAAGCCUCUGAGGGUGAACGGGGUGAAAGUUUACACAGAACAUGUCGACAAGAGGCAGGUCAUCAUGGACCUGCAGAUCAGUUUUGUUGGAAACACAGAAAUUGAUGUGGACAUCAAGAAGUACUACUGCAAGGCUGGGAUCAAAAGUAUUCAGCUUCAUGGAGUGUUGAGGGUGGUGAUGGAGCCUCUCCUGGGGGAUAUGCCUCUGAUCGGAGCGCUGUCCGUCUUCUUCCUCAAGAAACCCAUGCUGGAUAUAAAUUGGUCGGGACUCACAAACAUACUGGAUAUUCCAGGUGUAAACGGAUUGUGCGACAGCCUCCUCCAGGACAUCAUCUACAGCUACGUGGUCCUGCCGAACAAAAUCAACAUCCCUCUGGUCGGAGAGGCGGACCUGGCCAGACUCCGCUUCCCCAUCCCCAAGGCCGUCCUAAGAAUCCACUUCAUCGAGGCCCAGGACCUGCUGAGUAAGGACAAGAUCCUGGGAGGGUUGAUCAAGGGCAAGUCGGACCCGUACGGAGUGGUCCGAGUCGGAGCGGACAUUUACAAGAGCAAAGUUAUCCAGGAGAACCUGAACCCGAAGUGGAACGAGGUGUAUGAGAUUAAAAUCUACGAAAGCUCGGGACGCGUCGUGGAGAUCGAGCUGUUCGAUGAAGACACAGAUAAAGACGACUACCUGGGAGGUCUUCAUUUUGACUUGGACGAGGUCAAGAAAGAGCAGAAGGUUGACCAGUGGUUUACUUUGGACGAAGUGACGUCGGGGAAGCUGCACCUCAAACUGGAGUGGUUUUCUCUGCUGUCCCAGCCUCAGAAACUGGACCAGGCGCUGGCGGCCAUCAAGGCCGACCGCGGCUACGCCAACGACGGCCUGUCGUCUGCCGUGCUCAUCGUCUUCCUGGAUUCAGCCAAAAACCUGCCGUCUGGUAAAAAAGUGUCCAGUGAACCCAGUCCGUUCGUCCAGUUCACAGUGGGACACCAGUCCUUUGAUAGCAAGACCAAAUAUAAAACCAACGAACCGAUCUGGGAGGAAGCGUUCACCUUCCUCGUCCACAACCCCAAGAUCCAAGAGCUGGAGAUUGAUGUAAAGGACCAUAAGCACGAGUGUUCGUUAGGGACGAUAACGCUGCCUCUGACUCGUCUGCUGGAGGCAGAAGACAUGACUCUGAGCCAGCGCUUCCCCAUCAAAAACUCUGGACCGAGCUGCACCCUCAAGAUGAAGAUGGCUCUGCGGGUGUUGUGUCUGGAGAAAGACGCAACCUCAUCAUCAAGCUCGACCCCGUCCUCCGUGCAGGUCCGUAAGUCCAGUUCUAGCAACGCAGUCCCACGAUCUUCUGUUUCAUCAGAAGCCUCCAAAUCUCCCUCCACCGUUCCCGAAGUUCCCUCCUCUGCGUCAGCUCAGGAUGUGCACAAACGCCAAAAGGAGGCGCAGGAGGCCGUGAGGACUCCAGGAAGUGCAGCCCAGGGGCAGAGUGGUAAAGGAAAAGAAGCAGCAUCAGGAGGAGGAGGAGGUCAGAAGUUGUCAGAGACUGGGAGGAGCACGUCUAACCUGAACAUGUCAGGUUCCCAGCUUUACCUGGCUGGAGGCAAGGAGCCGACGCCCAGCAUUGCUUCAGAUAUCUCCAACCCCUUUGCUGCCCAGGAGCUGCAGCAGAGGAUCCAGCAGCUGCAGAAUGGAUCGGGUCCCAGCCUCUUCCCACUGGGUGAGGUCCAGAUAACUCUCAGACACAGCUCGCAGAGGAACAAACUGAUCGUGGUCGUUCACUCCUGCAGAAACCUGAUUGCUUUCACGGAUCACGGCUCAGAUCCUUACGUCCGCCUCUACCUGCUUCCUGACAAACGGAGGUCGGGCAGGAGGAAAACUCCAACGCUAAAGAAAACACUCAAUCCAAACUAUGAUCAGACGUUUGAGUUCAACGUCUCUCUCAUGGAACUUCAGCGACGAACUCUGGAUGUGGCGGUGAAGAACGGUGGAGGUCUGCUCUCCAAACACAAAGGCCUUCUAGGAAAGGUGCACUAUUUUAUUUAA